AUGGACCGUCGCGGCCAGCGUCCCCCGCGCUCAGCGAGACCACCUCAGCAGUCUCCCCCUGCCGACUACGAGCAGCAUGGCCAGUACCGACCCCCAUUGGCUCAGACUGGAUCUUCCGCAGGCAUCUCUUUUCGCGAGAAUGAGACUGGCGAUCGUCAUGAUACCUUAGAUCCCGACCGUCAGCGGGCAUACACUGCAUACAAUAACCAGCUUUUGUCGCCGGGCUCAGAAAUGGAUCCCGCGUAUGCUGAGGCUGGCGGCGUCGGCGCGAACGUAGGGAGGAAGAAGAGUCUUGUCCGGCCAGACCGCGAGAAGAUCGAGCCUGGUCACAGGCUAUGGCACUACCGCAACCAUGCCGCCCAGAUGGAGGACGAGGGUGGCGGAAAUGCUCAACCGUCUACCACUGGUAACGCUCCCCAGAGGGAGCAGCUCCGGCGUGGCAAGUCUAUUCUCGGCCGAGAGGAAGAUGUCCACGAGUCUGGCCUAGCUUUGUUCAAACGGGGCACGACCCUGCGUCGGAAGAAGGUACCCACAGCGCCGGUCUCCGAGAAGAAGCGCAGUUGUAUGGACAAGUUAGGACCAGGUCCCAAAGGUCCCUGGUUCAUGUACUGUUACAUUAUCACUUGUCUCGUUCCACCUCCAUUGCUCCGGGCAUGUGGCAUUCGCACACCGGAGCAGAUUCGGGCAUGGCGGGAAAAGAUGGGCCUGAUGACCAUCAUCGCCUGUCUCAUGGCUGUCGUUGGUUUCAUUACAUUUGGUUUUACGCGAACGGUGUGCGGUACGCCGCCGAACCGGUACCACAUAGGCUCAGUGGAGAACUCCUCAGUCAUCAUCCACGGAUACGAUUACGACUUUUCCGACUUCCACCAUCCCGCAGUGGGCAACUUCGAUGGCAAUACAAAUCCGCUUCUCGUGGGCAAUUGGCAUGCCGCAGGCGCUGACAUCUCGUUCAUGUUUCAGCAAACCGGUGGCUCGUGUUCCGGGUACUUUACCAAGGCGGGCGACUCCACGAUCAACGGUAGCACCAAAGAUCCAGAGUGGUACUUUCCGUGUAAUGUCUUUCCUCAGGGUUCUACUGCCAACCCUAACGAGACAAACUACGGUUCCUCGACGACAUGCCAUACAUCCUCGAGCGCGAGGCAGCAGCUUGCUUCUAUGUCUCCCAAGGGCCAGGUUUACUACACGUGGGAUGACCUCGCUGCUUCAGAUCGAAAUCUUGCUGUAUAUGAUUCAAUUGUACUCGAUUUUGACCUGCUCAAGUGGCUCAACACUAGCUACGUGCAGUACCCGUCGCUACUGGAUGAACUCAAGCAGGCAAAUGGGACGUUCAAUGGCAAGGAUCUGACAAUGUGGUUCCAACGCGCGAACCAACACGACCUUGCUCUAUGCUUGCAACAAGUCAUCAAGGUCGGCUAUAUUGAUACGGACACCAUUGGUUGUGUCGCUUCAGAGAUCGUGCUUUACGUAUCGCUUGUGUUCAUUAUCGGAGUGGUCGGCAUUCGGUUCGCCAUCGCUAUAUUCUUCUUCUGGUUCAUCUCUUCAAAAGUCGGAAACUACGGCAACGAGACCUAUCAGCAACGCCGUCAGCGCAUGAUGGAGAUCGAGGACUGGACGAACGACAUUUACAAGCCUGCCCCGAGCGGUUAUCGACCCAACGUGUACAAGAACGGUGUCGCGAAGAACGCGAAGAGGAAAACUUUUCUGCCGAGUACUUCGCGGUUUACGCCGGCGGAGACCAUGAUCAAGGGCGGCAUGGGGGGUCGUACAUCGACUGCAUACGGCAUGCUCGAGCCCAUCCCGUACAAGAGGGCCGGGACGACGACGAGCAUGUACGGCUCAAAUAGCGGCAAGAGCCUCUCCAAGCUCGUCCCUCCCGACACGCCCGGUUACCGCAACUCCAAGAGUUCGAUCUCGCUCGCAACCGAUGGGACGCGCAACCUGUUCACAGAUAGUCCUUGUCCAUUCCCACUACACAACGUCGUCCCGCAACCUCCGCCUGAUUACGAGCCGUUCAACUUCCCGCUGGCACACACCAUCUGUCUUGUCACCGCCUACUCCGAGUCCGUGGAAGGUCUUCGCACGACGUUGGAUUCGCUCGUGACUACCGACUACCCGAACAGCCACAAGGUGAUCCUGAUUGUCGCCGACGGUAUGGUAAAGGGUGCAGGGAACUCUAUGACGACACCGGAGAUCUGCAUUACCAUGAUGAAGGAAUUUAUCACCCCACCAGAGGAGGUUGAAGCGCACUCGUACGUCGCCAUUGCCGAUGGCCACAAGCGGCAUAAUAUGGCAAAGGUCUACGCCGGCUACUACGACUACGACAAUGCCACAAUCGAGAUCACUAAGCAACAGCGCGUCCCGGUCAUCCUUGUCGCGAAGGUCGGCAACCCGCUCGAGGCCGGUGAAGCGAAGCCGGGCAACCGAGGAAAGCGCGACUCGCAGAUCGUACUCAUGUCGUUCAUGCAGAAGGUCAUGUUCGACGAGCGUAUGACAACAUUCGAAUACGAAUUCUUUAACUCGAUCUGGCGCGUCACGGGUAUCAGCCCUGACCGGUACGAGAUGGUGCUAUGUGUGGAUGCCGACACCAAGGUAUUCCCGGAUUCCCUCAGUAGGCUGGUCGCAUGUAUGGUACAGGACUAUGAGGUCAUGGGUAUUUGCGGGGAGACGAAGAUCGCCAAUAAAUCCGAGACCUGGGUUACCAUGAUUCAAGUCUUCGAGUACUUCAUCUCGCAUCACAUGACAAAGGCCUUCGAGUCGACGUUUGGCAGCGUCACUUGUUUGCCCGGCUGUUUCAGCAUGUACCGUAUCAAGUCUCCCAAGGGCGAAUCUGGCUACUGGGUCCCUAUCCUGGCUAACCCUGACAUCGUCGAACACUACUCCGAGAACAUUGUUGACACCUUGCAUAAGAAGAACCUGCUGCUGCUCGGAGAAGAUCGAUACCUCACGACCUUGCUUCUGAAGACGUUCCCGAAGCGGAAGAACAUCUUCUGCGCAUCCGCGGUUUGCAAGACGAUCGUGCCUGACACCUUCGGGGUUCUUCUGUCACAACGUCGUCGGUGGAUUAACUCAACCGUGCACAACCUGGCCGAGCUUGUACAAGUCAGGGACAUGUGCGGCACUUUCUGUUUCUCCAUGCAGUUUGUCGUGGGUAUGGAGCUUGUGGGCACACUUGUGUUGCCUGCUGCCAUCUCGUUCACACUAUACCUCAUCAUCGAGUCUAUUGUCCCGCAUCAUCCUAACACGACCAUCCCGCUCGUGCUGCUCGCCAUGAUCCUUGGUCUUCCGGGCGUCCUCAUCGUCGUCACAUCUUUCAAGGUCGCAUACGUCGGAUGGAUGGUCAUCUACCUUCUCUCCCUCCCCAUUUGGAACGGUGUUCUACCAGCUUAUUCAUUCUGGCACUUUGACGACUUCUCAUGGGGUCAAACGCGAAUGGUGGCGGGCGAAAAAGCUGGUGACGCCGGCCACGGCGACAAGGAGGGAGAGUUCGACUCAACACACAUCGUCAUGAAACGCUGGGCAGAGUUCGAGCGCGAAAGGCGCUGGAAGAGUGGCAGCCAGUCAAGAGACUCUACGGUCUUCGAUUAUCGCUCGAACUCGCCGAAGAGACGUCCGUCACUGUCGUCGACAGCCGAGUACCCGAACGUGCUGCCGCAAUUCGAUUCUGAUACAUACGAGUCAUCGAGCUUUGCCCCGCCCCGCCCACGGAAAGAUAGUAGCCAGCUACUCAUGCUUCCUGCGCCGCUGUCUGUCAACCGUACGCCCGCGUCAGUAGCCACCGCAUCAGUGACCACGUCUGGUGUCUCCCGCUCCAGUGAUGAGGGGUCCGAUCUCGGCUCAUCGCGCGGGCUUCAACAUGCCCAUCAGUCAUACUCCUCGCAGCAAUAUGCACAACCGCAGUACCCCCAAACACAACCAUUUGAGGCUCGUGUCGCUCGAACCGCGACGGCGAACAGUGGCGCGAUACGCCAUGCGACGAGUCCUACUCAGUAUCCGGGCGAGACCUACAAUCCCUACGGUAACCAGGGUGGCUACAUUGACGAGCCGUAUUCUCCCUUCGCCACAAACGAGCCCGAUGAGAUAUCGCCCGUAUCUCCCCCACCACCUCCAAAGCCUGCGCCGACGAGGUCUCGAGGAGUUAGCUUGGCUGACAACGGCCCCACACCUGGACCAGGAGGAGUGCGGAGAGUGUCAAGACAGACGGGCCGUCGUGCAUCGGCCCAAGCGCCUCAAGCGCCUGCGCAGAACCGUUACUCACGGUCAUCGACGUCGCCUUAUGGCAACCUUCCGCCGGGUGCUGCACCGCCACAACAAGGCUACGGCUAUUGAUUGCGUGCGUACAUCUCGUGUACUAUAUGGCCAGCAUGACUAGUCCACGGACCGCCUGUCCUUCCUGGAUUCAACGCCCUCUUUUCGCAGUGAACUGACUUGAACUUUUUAUAUUUGUCUUUAUCGAUGACCUUCCCUUCGUGAUCGGUGCACAUGGACCACUUGAUCGUUCGCUCGACGUUCUGCAAUCUUAUGAUCUCUGUACACGACUUACGAGCAGUAUGGGCUCACCAGCUACCUCCGGACAUCCUGCAUAGCAACUACAUACUAUAGUCGCUUACCUUUAUAAUCACAUUCCACGGACCUGAUGUUCAAUGUUGCUUAGCCAUGAGAUUCCAAGCUAGGACUGGCAUGUACUCUUAUGGGCAGAAUGACAGGAUAAAUUGCGGAAGCCAUUAUGAUCUUCUUGGACAA
Postia placenta MAD-698-R-SB12 is the source of this 4740-nucleotide messenger RNA. Its product is annotated as glycosyltransferase family 2 protein. The record is from RefSeq and is a predicted model, not a curated record. Gene Ontology annotation, molecular function: chitin synthase activity. Gene Ontology annotation, cellular component: cell periphery; cell septum. The coding region runs from base 1 to 4326 and encodes 1441 amino acids. NCBI's taxonomy places the organism in Eukaryota, Fungi, Basidiomycota, Agaricomycetes, Polyporales, Adustoporiaceae. The transcript has 7 exons.